This is a messenger RNA of Cajanus cajan (pigeon pea), 1538 nucleotides long. RefSeq names its product syntaxin of plants 81 (gene SYP81). Gene Ontology annotation, biological process: retrograde vesicle-mediated transport, Golgi to endoplasmic reticulum. Gene Ontology annotation, cellular component: membrane; endoplasmic reticulum; SNARE complex. The record is from RefSeq and is a predicted model, not a curated record. NCBI's taxonomy places the organism in Eukaryota, Viridiplantae, Streptophyta, Magnoliopsida, Fabales, Fabaceae.
GUAAAAUUGAGGAAGAAGCUACAUGAAAGUCAUUGAGGUAUUUUGAAAAGAAAUGAAGGAAAAAUAAUUAGAUUAUGGCAUGAAACGAAGCAUUUAGAUUUGAAGAAGACACUUUCUUCUGUUUGGUUAGGUUUCGCAGAAUUCCCUUCAACCUCUUUCUUCGAUACAAUAAUUGCAAUUGCGAAAUCCAAAUUCAUUGAAUUCUAUGAUAAGUUGAUUCCUUCGCUUCUUCUCAUCUCCAUUGAUCCACAGCAGUUGCGAGAUGGGAAAAGCGAGGGACAGAACCGAGGAUUUCAAAGACGCCGUGCGCCACACCGCACGCUCUUUCGGCUACGACGAGGCUAAAUUGGCGUCCAUUUUGGCAUCCUUCAUUAUUCAUAAACCGCCACAAAGAUCCCCAUUUUCCAAAGCUGCAUUGAAGACGCUGGAGAGUAUUGGAGAGCUGGAUCAGUUUUUGUUGAAGCAUAGGAAGGACUACACGGAUCUUCAUCGCACCACUGAGAAGGAGAGAGAUAGCAUCGAGCAUGAAGUUAGUACUUUUAUUAAAACUUGCCAGGAACAAAUUGAUAUUCUUAAGAAUAGCAUAAAUCAAGAUGAGGAAACUUCAAAAGGUUGGCUUGGCAUUUCAAACACUAAAUCUAAUGCAGACACCAUUGCCCACAAACAUGGGGUGGUUCUAAUUUUAAGCGAGAGACUCCAUUCAGUUACAGCACAGUUUGAUCAGCUCAGAGCUGUACGCUUCCAGGAUGCUAUUAAUAAAGCAAUACCACGACGAAAACUUAAUCGUGUAACCAGGAAAGAUUCUGCAGAAACCUCUAAUUCAGGAGACACAGAGCUCAGAGAACCAGAGGAGUUACAAGCUGAGCCUCUAAGACUCCAACAACAACACUUAGAUGAUGAAACGCGUGCCCUUCAGGUGGAAUUGACUAGUCUUCUCGAUACAGUUCAAGAAACUGAAACUAAGAUGGUGGAAAUGUCUGCACUAAAUCAUCUCAUGUCUACACAUGUUUUGCAUCAAGCGCAGCAGAUUGAGCACCUGUAUGAGCAGGCUGUGGAAGCUACUAAGAAUGUUGAGCUUGGUAACAGAGAACUCUCUCAAGCCAUUCAGCGGAAUAGCAGCAGCAGGACAUUUCUUUUACUGUUUCUGUUUGUGCUUACUUUCUCGAUCCUCUUUCUUGAUUGGUAUAGUUAAACGCUUUUUGUUUUCUGCUAUCAGUGUAUCUUCUUACAGGCACUCUCUGCCCCGUCUAAUUUUUCCCACCAGAAAGGCAUCUUUUUUCUAGAUGCGAUUUGUUUAUGAAUUUUAGUAAUCAAUUUAUGAAGGGAAUGACACAAGAGACCUGCCUACUGUUUGGUAGGAGGGGAGGGAAAUCAAAAUUUUAGUACGGUACAAAAUGAGGUGUGCAAGGGCCAAGGAGGACUGGAUCAUCUUGCAAUUUACUUGGUUGUUUUGGAAGGUUACCUGUUAUACUAGCUAUAGGUUAAAAGACCUAAGCAUUCAUUCAUUAAAAUAUAUUGACAGAUAUAAUGGUUUAGAA